This is a messenger RNA of Drosophila takahashii, 3010 nucleotides long. The record is from RefSeq and is a predicted model, not a curated record. Lineage: Eukaryota; Metazoa; Arthropoda; Insecta; Diptera; Drosophilidae.
UAGAAUUGGUGAAAUUGAAUUUUAUGGUUUAAAAACUUUAAUAAUGGCCCGCGACGAAGAUAAUGGCUUCAGUGAAUGGGGCGGCUACUUCGAGGCGAAGAAGUCCAAGUUGGAGGAGCAGUUCGCCGCCGCGAGUGACCCGUUUCGCAAGUCCGACCUUUUCCAGGGAAUCUCGAUCUUUGUGAACGGCCUGACCAAUCCGUCGGCGGACGAACUGAAGCGGAUCAUGAUGGUGCACGGCGGCACCUUAAACCACUACGAGAGGAGCCACACGACCUUCACCAUCGCCUCCGUUCUGCCGGACGUGAAGGUCAGGAACAUGAAUCUCAGCAAGUUCAUCGGCGCCCAGUGGGUGGUGGACUGCCUGGCGAAGGGAAAGAUCGUGGACUACAAGCCCUAUUUGCUGUUUACCAACCAGAAGACCUCGCAGCCCAGGCUAAACUUUGGAAAGAAGGCAGAAACCAGUGUAAAUGAGAGCAAAAUGGAGGUGGAUCCUGCGAAGGAUGAGCUGGGCGGGAUUCUCAAGGAGCUGCAGCAGGCGGUGGUGGCCCCGUCGCCGGAAAAGGAGGCCAGUUUGUCCGAGACGAAGAUCACCAACCUAUCAAAUACAUCAAAUAGUAGUACAGCCCGCACAGCCGCAGAUCCCAACUUUCUGAGCGAGUUCUACAAGAACUCCCGGCUGCAUCAUAUAGCCACUCUGGGAGCGGGUUUCAAGCAGUAUGUCUGCCAGCUGCGUCAGGAUCAUGGCUCCCAGGGUUUUCCCAAGAGGGAGCUAUUGAAAUCCCUCCAGAAAUCCCAUCGAAUGUCCUCAGAUCGCUUUGUAAUGCACAUCGACAUGGACUGCUUCUUUGUAUCCGUGGGUUUGAGAUCCCGCCCUGAGUUGCGUGGCCUGCCCAUUGCGGUGACCCACUCCAAAGGAGGCAGUGCAGCCACCGAUGUGCCUGUGCAUCCGCAGGCGGACAGAAAGGCUGAAUUAGAGCUCUUUGCCCAGCGCUUCGAGCAUCAGCUUCAUGACGGCGACAAGGCGGAGAAGGUGCGCUCGGGCUUCGACAAGAAGAUGUCGCUCUCGGAGAUCGCCUCCUGCAGCUACGAGGCGCGGGCCAAGGGCAUCCGCAACGGCAUGUUCGUGGGCCAGGCGCUGAAGCUCUGUCCGGAGCUCAAGACGAUUCCUUACGACUUUGAGGGCUACAAGGAGGUGGCCUCCUGUUUAUACGAUACUGUGGCCCAGUACACCCUGAAUAUAGAGGCUGUGAGCUGCGACGAGAUGUUCGUGGAGCUAACCGAUCUGGUGGACGAACUGAAGCUAGAUGUGAUGGCCUUCGUGGGGCAUCUCAGGCAGGAGGUACUCGCCAAGACGGGAUGUCCCUGCUCAGCGGGAGUGGCUUCCAAUAAGUUACUGGCACGCAUGGCCACCAAGGAGGCCAAGCCAAACGGCCAGUUCCUGCUGGACUCCAAGCAAGAUAUUUUAGCCUACAUGGCGUCCAUGGCCGUGGAAUCCCUGCCCGGAGUGGGCAGCAGCAUGAGCCACAAGCUCAAGCAGGCGGGGCUGCAAAACUGCGGCGAUGUGCAGAACACUUCGCUGGAGAAGCUGGAAACGCUGCUGGGCAAGAAGCUGGGUCAGAAUUUGUUUCAGAACUGCCGGGGCAUCGAUGAUCGUCCUUUGGCCUAUGAUCAGCAACGCAAAACGGUCUCCGCUGAGAUGAACUUUGGCAUUCGCUUCACCAACUCCACCCAGUGCGAACAAUUUCUGCGGCAGCUCAGCGACGAGGUGACCAAGCGUCUGGUUGAGAUCAAGCGCAAGACCAAGUCUAUAAAUCUAAAGAUCAUGGUGCGUGCCGCCGAAGCGCCCGUCGAAACUUCGAAGUACAUGGGCCACGGCGUUUGCGAUACCAUCAACAAAUCCUCACUGAUUAAACAUGCCACGGACGAUGUGAAUGUGAUCACCUCGCAGGUCCUCAACCUGAUGAAAGAGGCCGAUCUGCCGCCGCACGAGCUGCGUGGAAUUGGCAUUCACUUAACCAAGCUGGAGGAUGCCAGCGAAGUGCGAAAGGAUAACGUCCUCAAGCAGAUGUUUUCCAAGAUGUCGGAGAUGAAGAAAGAUAAACCUGUAGUGGAGAAAGCCCCCGGCAGGAAGUCCCUAAACGAUCAACCUCUUGCAGAUCCACUUGCUUUUAGCAAGCCACCAGUAGAUGAAGUGAAAGUCAAGCCCAGGGAGCCCAGGAAUGUGAUGAACAUGCUCACUGCAGCCGCUGGAAAGAGAUCGCUAAACGAGUGCAAAGUUCGCAAGGAUGCUGUAAAGCCGAGUGCUCAGAUAAUCCCCCUUGGACCUGAGAUCGAUGAGGAUAUUCUGGCUCAGCUGCCGGAGGAUAUACGCCUCGAGGUGCUGGCCAACAAGGAUGAGUACCUGCGCAUAGCGGAAGUCGAUGAAAAUGCUGCUGGGAAAACGGGAACUCCUAGUUUUCCUUCUCUCCCAUCGCCUCCUAUGAUGAAACGCAACCGCUCACCGGACUUGAGUCCCCUAAACGCCAGCGAUCUGAAGCCAUCUACCUCCCGGGCAGCUGUGGCUCGAAUGCAAAAGCGCAAGGCAAAGGAGCACUGCAUCCGACCAGAUGAAAUUGUGGCGGAGUACAUCGAUAAGCUGCCGAAUCACGUGCAUCCCGCCAUUCUGGAGUAUAUCUCUCGUCCCAAGGACGAAGUGCCCAAUUUGCUGAUGGGUUCCAGCUACAAGAGCCUGCUGAACGAAUGGGUCAGUCGCGAGGAGAUUCCCCGGCCAGCCGACGUGGAUAUGAUCCACCAGCAGAUCUCGCACAUGAUCAAGAGCGACAAAUUGAAUCACUUGUACGAUGUGAUGAAGUAUUUGUGCCGCAUCAUCAAUAUGAAGCGCAGCGGCUCCUGUUGCUGGCACAUAGCCUACAAACACCUCGAGGAGGAUAUUCAACUGCAAGUGCUAGAGCACGAGGGCUGCACUCUUUGCUUCAUCGAAAACAUUCGCUGCAUGAAGUGCAUGUAA